Thelazia callipaeda (thelaziosis nematode) is the source of this 1323-nucleotide messenger RNA. The record is from the annotation of a GenBank genome assembly. NCBI's taxonomy places the organism in Eukaryota, Metazoa, Nematoda, Chromadorea, Rhabditida, Thelaziidae.
AUGAAACGGUUUGCAUCUUCUGGUUUACCUGCUCGAAAUGUUGCUACAUUUAGAGAAGAAAAGAAUUUUGAUUUCAUUUUGUUCAAGAUCUCACGAUUGCCAAAUGGAUUAGCAGUUGCCUCUGUAGAUCUUGGCGGUCCAGUGUCACAGCUGGUAAUUGCAUAUAAAGCAGGAACACGAUAUGAGAUGCCUGAUGAAGCAGGUUUAGUUCAUCAUAUUCGGAACUGCUUUGGAGGUGAUUCAUCAAGAUAUUAUGGUGCUCAACUACUUUGGCAAUGUGGUUCAGCUGGUGCUAGUGUAAAUUCAAUGAUGACGCGUGACUUGCUUGGUGUGCAGAUGUCAGUAAUCAGAGAUCAUGCCCAGUUGGGAUUAUCUCUUUUGGGAGAAUUGGCUCAACCAGCAUUUAAACCAUGGGAUGUUGAAGAUUUCAGUGAAGCUUUAAAUAUUGAUCGCAGUUAUCUUAAACCAUAUGACAUGUUGAUGGAGAAAUUACAUGAUGCCGCGUUUCGAAAUGGUCCUCUUGGAAAUCGUUUAUUCGCGAAAGAAAAAAGCAUAGGCAAAUUCAGUUACCGGAAAAUGCAGAUUUUUGCAGCUUCACAAAUGGUGACUGGGAAUGCUGUGCUUGUUGGAGUGAACAUUCCACACGAGCUAAUUGUAGAUUAUGCUAGCAGUCAGUUCACGUUACCUGAGGGUAGUCCGUGUUCAGUAAAACCAUCUAAAUAUUAUGGUGGAGAAGAACGGCAUAAAACUUUGCUGAAUGAAGCUCAUGUCGCCAUCGCGGGCAGAGGAGCUCCUUUGACAAACCUUAAAGGCUUAGCCACGCAAGCUGUAUUAAGCGCUGCUUUUGGUCAAGGAGCAUCAGCAAAAUAUGCCGUAGGUGCUGGACAGGGUGCAAUUGCGAAGGCAAUUUUCAAAGCGUCAAAUGGUUACCCAUUUGGUUUUGAUUCGAUAUCAGAAGUAUAUUCAGAUGAAGGACUUGUUGGUAUAUAUCUUGUUUCUGAACCCGAUCAUAUAGGCACUCUCUGUGAUGCUGCAGUAAAAGCCAUAAAAUCAUUUAAGAUCGACGAUUCAGUUUUGGAAACCUCAAAAAAUAUAGCCAAAAUGAACGUUCUAACUCGAGCGGAAUCGGCAGAAAAUCUUGCAGUAGAUCGUGCUGCCCAAAUUCUUGCAACUGGAAAAGCAGAGACGGUUUCUGACUUAUUGCAAGAAAUAACAUCUGUUACAAUCAGUGAUGUUGCAAAGGCGGCAGAUCAGAUGAGAUCAAAGUUAUCGCUUGCUUCACAUGGGAAUAUCUAUCAGGUGCCUUACCUUGAUCAGCUGUAA